AUGCCCGCCGUUGACGAUGCCCAAAGCACUCGAUCGGUUUGGCAGGUUCAGUCCGUCCUCGCUUCUUUGGACACGAUGCUGAGAACCGCGCGAUUCUUUCGCCUUCCGCUCGCUCCAAUCAAAGCGGCGCUCUUUAGUGCUGCGAGGCGUAGCCCGGCUGCUGCGGCAUUCCGUGCUGCUGAUCCGACUGCCAAGUGCCUGUCGACCAAGGCGGCUGCGACGACGAUCGUUCAACGUCCGGAUGCACCAAACGGUAGGCGGGGUCUGUUUGAGCUGAAACUGCCCUUUGUCAACCGGCACGAUAGCUUAAAAGAAGCUGUCGAGAAUCUGGCCGACAAAUCCAAGCGGCCUAAGGGCAUGUUGUUCACUCUACCUCAAAUGUUCGGCUCGGGCAAGACAAGCUUUGUGGAGCACAUUGGCAAUGAGCGCAAUCCCCACGCUAAGGAAAUCCUCGAUUCGGCCCCGGCAAUCAAAAGGCCGCUGUACGAGUCCGUCCUCAACGCGCGCUACAUCCUCAUCGACAUGACCCACUUCAACCGCAUGAGUGAUAUGGCUGAUGAUGUUCUGGAAGCGAUAUUUUUGAACACCUGCUCCACGCUCGGCCUGCCACCGCUCGCAGUGCCGCGAGGACCCCUUGGCCGCGUGAUUUCGGGUCUUCAGAAGCACGCUGGUGUCCCUCUGCUCCUCCACUUUGACGAGAUGGGCGCCAUCGAGAAUUCUGGCUUCGAUCCGUGGUUCCCUGGUUCGGAGUACCGCUGUUCCAGCCAGCCGAACGUGUUCGCGCCGAACACUGGAGCCUUGCGUCGUCACUACACGUUUUGGUCGCGUCUCCUUGCACCGCUACUCAACCUCGACAAUGUGUACAUUGUGUGCUCGGGCAAGUCGGUCGCAUUUAGUCUCAUCCAGCACGGGCUUCUCAGAGCUCCAAGCGAUGCGCCUGUGGGCUCGAGCACCGCUGACCCUCACAUUCCCAUGACAUCGCCGUCAGAAUUGCAAACGAUCAUCCUGCCACCACUUGGCGGCGAGCACAUUGAAGAGAUUCUGAACCGACACCGCCCUGAUGUCAGCUCCCCAGAGCUGAUUGAUACCCUCGGUCUGCGCGACAAGCAUGCUCAACGCCUUGCCUUCACCGAAUGCGUUCACACUCUCACCGCUGGUGUGCCACGUCUGGUUUCGUAUGCGCUGCAAGUGCCCUGGGGCAGCGGCAUCGACUUUGGCGCCAUGACACCAGACGAGAUCCGGGCGUACUUCGCCCUCGGUACCACUCAAGCGUCCAUCGCCAGUGUCUUCCUCAUGAACUCGCUCGAGCUGACCGCUGUGAUCAGCCGCCCGCAUGAUCCACUGUAUCUGGCGAGCGCCAACAUUGUCCGUCGGGCGCUCGCGGGUGAGGUGUUCGAUCCCAAGUCAACAAUCGAAGUCCGCGUUCCAGGAAAACCUGACCCUGUUCAAGUUCAAGUUCUACUCCUGUUGGACAGACUCUUCUGUUACACCAAGCCCGUGGAUUCCUCUCGUGGACCUCAAGUUCAAGUCAUCCUGCCGCAAAUUGUUGGCACUCGGAAGGAACUGGCUCUCGCGACCUUGAUCAUCGAACUCGCAGGCACCGUCGUUACGUCGGAGACACUCGAGGUGCUGGCGUUGUGGUCCAUCUUUGCUGCACUUUACCGAGCCACAAUUGGCGACCCCAGUAGCAGCUGGCUGCUGGCCCAAUCGAAGGGCGUGCUUCCUCAAGCAGUGCUCGACUCGGAUGUCGUGCAGCAUAUUCUCCAAACAUCUGCGCCUCAUCAAGGCAUUGGCUUUGACGAGCGGACGCUGAGCAAGCGUGCGGGCUCGAUCACCGUCUCCGUUGCACACGCGACCAGCGCGAAGCGCCAUGGCAUCGACGCAGCUGCAUUGCCGGAUCAGUUGGUGGCACGCCUCGUGGAACUCCGGACGACAAUUCCGACUGGGCCUAUUGCGGUUGUCGAGUGGAUUGGCAAAGCGUCCCAGUCGUCUGAUGGAAUGAUUGCUGUUUGCACGGCCGCAAGCCCGACAGUGCAAAACACUGUCUGGAUCGGUGUUGCCUGCAAGCUUUUCAAUCGAAACAAGAUGUCGUUCACCGGCCCAACCAUUGUGAAUGAGGACAUUGAGCGUCUGAGUCGCCACUUUGCUCAUCUUGAGAAGAACCUCCGACCGCGCCAACUUCUCAUCUCGGUGUUGUCCAGGCCACCAAACUACCUCAAGCCUUCCAUGAAUAGCAAGCUGCUCGAAGGUCGGGUCACAAUGUCCGGCGCAAAGAACAAGAAGAAGAAGGAGGUCAAGAAGAAGGAAGUCAAGAAGAAGAAGGAGGAAGUCGUCGAUGAGGAGGAGCUCGAGGUCAUCGAUAUUCCCCCGCGGAUGCAAGUGGCGCUUUGGGAUCUCGAUACUCUGAACAACGUCGUCGAUCCUUCUCGCAAACUUACCUUUCCGGACCAAACAUAG
Capsaspora owczarzaki ATCC 30864 is the source of this 2457-nucleotide messenger RNA. RefSeq lists its product as hypothetical. The transcript is spliced from 2 exons. NCBI's taxonomy places the organism in Eukaryota, Filasterea, Ministeriida, Capsasporidae. The record is from RefSeq and is a predicted model, not a curated record. The coding region runs from base 1 to 2457 and encodes 818 amino acids.